Molecule: messenger RNA, 3260 nt
Organism: Mytilus californianus (California mussel)
Lineage: Eukaryota; Metazoa; Mollusca; Bivalvia; Mytilida; Mytilidae
Product: fibronectin type III domain-containing protein 2-like
Exons: 8
Coding region: 166-1986 (606 amino acids)
Biological process (GO): axon guidance
Cellular component (GO): neuron projection
Molecular function (GO): protein binding; transmembrane-ephrin receptor activity
Source: RefSeq, a predicted model, not a curated record
ACUUGUCAUUGCCAUCAACCAUUAGAAGGAAACGUCCACUGGGUAAAAAGAGACACGGUGUUAUAUCAGGGAUAGAUACUAUUUUCAUUUUGGAUUUUAUCUCUUUACAAAUGAAGCAGUAGGGAAAAAAACAUAUUUAUUUAGAAAAGCAAACAAACAUUCAAAAUGUUUUCAUUUGGUAUAAUUUUACUGACCGUUGUUUCUUUUACAAAUGCACAAUGGCGACAAGACAUGUUUACAACGGCAGAAAACCAAUUAAGAAGUAUUGUGCAAAACGGUCAGACAUUGUUAGACUUUAUUUAUCAAGAGCGACAAAAGCACGGCGGAGGAAAUAUGACGGGAGGAUCAUUAAUGAGCCACAAUGUCGCUUAUUCUUCUUUUAUAAAUGACGUCGAAACACGUCUCGCCGAUAUGGAACAGGCGACGCAAGAAUUAGUCCGAAUUAUGAGGACAUGUCCUGAUGCACCGUUGGCGCCACCUCCACCAACGAACGUCAUCGUAGAAUCAACAACCAUCGAUAAUGUAUCAUCUAUCGUCGUUAAGUGGGAUCCACCAUUUAACCCACCAGAAAAUAUGCAAUAUAAGGUGUACUUUGUACCAGUGGAUCAGAAUGGUAUGCAAACAGCAGGAGAGGUGGUAUUCAGGAUCUGUGAUUCAACACAGACAAUAGCAUCUAUCACAGACUUAACCCCUAGGUCAAGAUACAGGAUCAGAGUAGGAGCAGUAGCAGGCGCUGUAGCAGAGGGCGCUAGCAUGCCACUCAAUGUGAAAACUCCAGAUAUAAUACCGUCAAGAGUACGUAACGUGAUGGUCAAAUCUUCAACUGCAAAUACAAUUACUUUGAUGUGGAAUCCUCCACCUGUUAUGGGAGAUCUCAUGUCCUACGAGAUUUACUACGAGGAGAACCCUAUCAAUAAAAUACAUAUAACAGUCAAGCCUCCAAAGAACAUGUACGUUAUUAAAGAUUUGACAGAGGGUACCAGUUACAAAAUUCAAGUGUCUGCCAAGUCAGACAAUGGUGAAGGAGAAAAAAGUAUCCCCAUAGAAGGAUCAACUCAGCGAUUUAUUCCAGGCGCACCACAAGCUUUCAAGGGAGAUGCCAUUAACAAGACAGCUGUUGUUGUAAGAUGGGCCCCACCUCCUCCUAAACCUGGAGAUGGUAUAAUCCGUGGUUAUCUCAUUAACUACACUGACGUCCGGUACACGGAUGUAGCCGAGCACAGAGUUGGAGCGGACGUGUUCGAAACUGUUAUUACUAAUUUAACCCCAGCCCAGGUCUACUACUUCCGGGCCUUUGCAUUUACACACAAAUCAGUCGGAAGAGGAGGACCAGUUAUCGCCCUUGAAACUCUUGCAGAUGUGCCAUCACCACCUCGUCAACUACAGAUCAUGACCAUUAGAGAAGAACCACCAAAGAUUGCAUUGACAUGGUUACCUCCCCUUCACACAUACGGAAAUCUUAAAAACUAUACAUUAGUAUGGGGUGUCCAAAACGGCGCAAAUCGGACAGAAUAUAUCAGUAAAACAAGACUGGAAUGGAGUUCUGAUUUCCUUGAUGAUGACACAACCCACGUGUUCAGACUCUCUGCUGUUAAUAAAGUAGGCUUAGGAGAAGCUGCUGUUACAACGUACAUGACUCCUAAAAAAGUACCGAUCAUUCCACCGAAUGUAAAAGUGGCUCGUUUACAACUGCAAUCAAAUGGUUCAACAAUAUUAAAUGUCACGUGGUCUAGUCCGCCAGUUUCCGUAGAUGGAUUCCGUAUUCUCUUUAGAAAAUUCCAGCUUGUGUACAGUGGACGAUGGGAACUUGUGGAAAUAUUCGAUCCAGAAGCACGUAAUGUAGAAAUCCCAUUGGUUGAACCAGAUUAUCCAUAUAUAGUAGUUGUCCGAGGAAUACCAAAAGGACAAAUUAUGAACAUGUAUAAUACACAUCAAACCCAUAAUAUGAACCCUGGUAUGCAUGGUAUGGGUCCGCCGCCUCUUUAGUUGAAGAAAGUUCCGAAUGUUUUAAUAAAAGUAUUAUUGUUACGAACAUUGGAAAUUGUUUGCAGCAUUGGAGAAAGGUUGAUGUGUUUGAUAAUUAUUACGCAUUGUGGAUUAAUACUAUUGACCUGUGUGUCAAUAAAGUAUUCAAAAGUAUCCAUUAAAAAACCUUUUAAACUUAAGUUUAACUGUUUCGACGUUGAAACAUUAGUAUUAGGAGUAUAAUUGUAACUUCUUGUUAAUUUUUAAAUGUAAUUGGUUUAUUGUUUCUCGAGGGUCUGGGUGGGGUUUCUCGAAUACUGCAUAAUGGGUUUAAACAAAAUAAAGAAUAGAAAUAAUGUGCUAUAAAAUAGAAUAUAAAAAUGAAAACCUCCUUCUCCUUCAAGACCCUCCUACAGUAUAUCAACAAGAAAUUUAUUUUGAUGUUACAGCUUUUCACCUUAUUUAUAUAAUUUAGUUUGGAGGGUUGGUUGUUUUUUCAGUUCUCAUAUUUGAAGAAAGCAUUUUUUUACACACUCAAAGAGAUGCUUUGAUAUGUAUUAGAGGGGGUUCGAAAAUAAAUUUUAUCCAAGGAACUGUUUGUUUAAUUGAGAAAUCAUUAAGUAAUACAUGCUGACGUUUAAACAAAGCAUCAGGGAAAACGAACUUUGUUGUAAUUGAAUAUGAACAUAAGAUAAUUAAUUUCUUAUUCUGACAGGGUCCCCUCCUGUUUUAUUAGACAUUUGUAUUCAAGAGAUGAAGUUUGACCUACGUUCAUUCAUUACAAGUACAUCCACCAUUUUUACAUAAAAAACCUGUCAAAAACACGUAGGAUGUUCUUAUUUUUGAUUAAAUUUUGUUAUACACUUAUGUAAAGUAUUUAUUUGAUCUGUGCUUGGCCAAAUGUUGGUAUAGACUGUAUUAAUUGGUACACAUUGUAUAUAAUCGUCAUUAUUCAAUUCGGUCAAGGUAAUAAAAAUAAUUGAUAAAAACGCUGUCAAAAUAAAUGCGUUUAAAAGAUGAUCUCUCAAACCUCAACAUUUUACAUUUACACAGGUCUUUAAUGUUAGUAAGUGAUCACAAAUGAAGAAUUGUAUCAUAAUCGAUUGCCAAUAACAUUAAGUCCUUUAAAUUAUUAUAUGAAUCAGUUAUACAUUUUUUUCUAAGAGCAGAAUGCCUGUUGCGGUAAGGUUUUUUUUAUUUUGAUAUAUGGUACACCAAAUAUGUAGUGUUUGGAACAUUGACUUCCCUCAUUUUUUUAUAAACUGUACAAAUAAAGAUAUUUUUUUUCAUUUCAA